AUGACGCCCCCACCAGAGUACCCCUUUCAACAGGUUGUGGCGGACCUCUUCCAGGUCCACGGAUGCACGUACUUGGCUUUUGCUGAUAGGUUGACUGGUUGGGUAGAGGUGGUGCAUCUGCCUAACGGUGCCGCGUCAGGACUUCUCAUCAAGAAAUUCAGAGAGUAUUUUAUGAGAUGGGGUGCCCCAGAGGAGCUGGCUACCGACGGUAGAACCAAUUUGUCGAGUGAGGAGAUGAAUUUCUUAAGGAGAUGGGGUGUGUCAUCCAGGAUAUCUUCAGCUUUAUAUCCCGAAUCAAAUGGGCGUGCAGAGGCAUGUGUCAAGGUAGCAAAAUGCACCGUCAGUGACCACUUAGGGCCUGGGGAUAGUCUGGAUAUGGAUCAGGUUGUCAGAGCCCUCUUGCAGUAUCACAAUACACCAUUGCAUGGAGAAAAAAUGUUGCCAGCUCAGUUGGCUACUGGUCGAUGCCUGAGGGACUUGGUGCCCAUCGCCCACCAGUAUUACCGAGUAAAUAAAUAUUGGAAGAAAUCUCUUAGGUCUAGAGAAUUGAAAAUAGCCGAAAAGAAUGAGAAGGUCUCGGCAAAAACAGAAAGAAACUAG
Messenger RNA from Macrobrachium nipponense, 600 nucleotides. RefSeq lists its product as uncharacterized. Gene Ontology annotation, molecular function: nucleic acid binding. The record is from RefSeq and is a predicted model, not a curated record. The coding region runs from base 1 to 600 and encodes 199 amino acids. Lineage: Eukaryota; Metazoa; Arthropoda; Malacostraca; Decapoda; Palaemonidae. Gene Ontology annotation, biological process: DNA integration. The transcript has a single exon.